This is a messenger RNA of Ornithodoros turicata, 1722 nucleotides long. RefSeq names its product putative nuclease HARBI1. Bases 1 to 1098 code for a protein of 365 amino acids. The transcript has 5 exons. The record is from RefSeq and is a predicted model, not a curated record. NCBI's taxonomy places the organism in Eukaryota, Metazoa, Arthropoda, Arachnida, Ixodida, Argasidae.
AUGGCGGAUAUCUACUUGUUCCUCGCUGAUGCUGGCGUAUGCGAAGAUGAAAGGGCACGCGUCUUUCGCAGACACCGUGACGCCUUUACAGCGCUAGACGAGGAGCAGUUUAUUGCGAAGUUCCGCCUCUGCAAGGACGCAGCCAGAGAGGUUUGCGACGCUGUCGCAGGGGAUCUGCAAAGACCACAGCAAUGGCGCAGCACCACUCUACCAGUUGCGCAAAGGGUGCUUAUGGCACUUAGAUUUUACGCAACUGGUGCGUUUCUUAGCAACAUCGCAGAGGAGGAAGACUUCCUUACGAGCAAGCGACCAGUGUCGGAGUCCAUUCAUGAUGUCAGCACUGCAAUCAUCCGUAACCUUGCCCCGCGAUACCUGAAGUUUCCCAUGUCACCCGAGGAAAAGUUGAGGGUAAAACGAGGCUUUUACGAGAUUGCAGGUCUGCCUGGCUGCCUUGGCGCAAUUGAUGGGACAGCGAUUUCAAUAAUGGCUCCAAGCAGGACAGACCAACGUUUUGUGGAUGGUAACUAUUACUGUCACAAGGGAUACCAUGCCAUCAACGUGCUUGGGGUGUCGGACGCUACUCGCCGCAUCCUUUACCUAAAUGCAUGCUACCCAGGGAGCUGCCACGAUUCAGCUAUAUGGAGUUUGUGUGACCUCCGUCGCCAGGCUCCUCAACUGUUUGCAGAUGGCGAAUGGCUUUUAGGUGACCUCGGCUAUCCUCUUGAGCCCUGGCUCAUGACCCCAGUUCGCAGCCCUGCAACGAGUAGCGAGGAAGCAUACAAUGAAGCCCAUCGUAAAACAAGGGUCCGAGUUGAGCAAACAUUUGGUGUUCUGAAAAUGAGGUUCAGAUGCCUGCAGCGAUACAGGACACUACACUUCUCACCGGAUCGGGCCUCCAACAUAAUAACAGCAUGUGGAAUUCUGCACAACAUGUGCCACAAAUACAACACUCCUGAGCCAGCAUAUGAGGAAGAACCAGAGAACUAUGAGGAUAACAGUGCAGGAGCGUUGGAUAUAGACAUCGACGAAGCCGAUGAUUUAUCUGUUGUAACCAGGGGACUGUCUAGAAGGAGCCAGAUAAUAAGGCAAUAUUUCUGAUGCUUUACAAUUUCUUCCAUUUUCAGUGCUGUUAAAAUAUUCAGUAUUGUAAAUAUGCUGGUGAUUUCACCUUUGUAAGUAGCUUCUGGAGUAACUAGGCCUGCAAGUACCGUAAUUUCACACGUAUUAGCCGUGGCUUAUGCGCGAUUUUUUUCUCUCACGGACGCUCCGCGGCUUAUCCUCCGGUGUGGCUUAUCUGAUGACUAUUUUUUCCUGGCAUCUUCCCCAUACGUCGGUUUUAAUGAAAGGGCCGACAAUGUCUCUGGACUAGUUCUGCCCCGCCGAUGCACGAACAGGGACGGGUCCACAUUCGAGUAGAUUGAUCUUCCUAGUGCAUUCCUCCAAGCAGCUUUAACGAAAGUGGUGACAGUGAUUCACGUCUACUGCAAGACCACUGACCCGUCAAUCCAUGAAAAACGCCAAACAAGGGCACAAUCCGAUAUUUGUAAAACUCUAGAGCUGACCUCCUUUGUUGAACACUAUGCCGACUUGGAGUAUGGACCACAGGGUUUACGGCCGCCUUUAUGGUUUCAUUUGUCGCACAAAUGAGUCGUCUCGUAUUGCCCGCGCCUUAUCUGCCAGUGCAGCUUAUCCGCCAGAAAAAUUUCAAAACGUUCAUAAGAA